GAGGAAUUUUGGCGGGAGUGCUAAUCGAAAGACUCACAAGGAAGCUUCCGAAUAUUACUUCAUUACAGUUAAAGAAUUUGCCGUCGAUUGCAAACAUUUGUAAAGAUCUCUGAAGAUGUUAAGCGAAGGGGCAAUCCAGGUACGGCUGCAUAUAUGGUCUUUCUUUCGAUUCCUACGCACGCAUGUGUUUUUAAAUCUCGACUUUGUUCGCCUUUUCGCGCGAAAAAUAUAUUUCUAUAUCGUAUGUUUUAUUGCAGGAAAUUAUAAGCAAACCGAUGGAAGAGCAUCCACAUCAGCCAAUUUUGCAAAUUCUGGUAGGAAUUUUCAAAAUUGAGCUUUUAAUUUAACUUUUCUAAAUGCACGAAGUACAUAUACACGUAAUAUAUUUCAAAUAAACAGUGACCAAUCUACUAGCCAACCAUUAUUGACCACGAAGGUUUCCUCGUUUCUUGCUUUCAGGCUUAAUUAUUUAUUUUACAAUAUCCAGUUACAUAUUAUUAUACUGUGGUUCUGAAAGGUUUCUGGGGCUUUUCUCACAGGCUCAGUGGACUGAGCCGGACUGUUUCUACCAUGGCUUUUCAUUACUAGCUCUUUUUUCUCUGUAAAGCAAUCCUAACCAUCAAGUUUUUAACAGCUAGAUUCUUGCCAACGAGGAGAUGACUUCUCCUAUUGGAACGGGUCGCUGAUCCCUAGACAUAAAAUUUCCAUGAAGUGCACAUCCAUAGUGAUGGACAACCUUCUCAAAUGAGAUGAAGAUUUGGAGAGGGUAUUAGGACAUUUAAUCCAGCCUGUUUACGUACUGCACUUUUCACCAACCAUAUUGGAAUUUUUUUAUCUAUUUUGGAUUUACUUGUUGUUCAAUUUGGAAGAAUUGUUUCAGAAGCUUAAGAAAGAGAAGAUGUAGUAUUUUAAUUACAAAUGCUGUUCUGUAAAAUUUUGUGGGAAAUUUCCAAAGUAAACCUUCUUGUCAUUGAUACUCUGGUAAAAUUUAAAAAUUGUGAAAUCAAAACUUUUUGCACAGGGAAUAAAACAAAUUCAGUCAAAAGGAAGUGAUGGUAAAGGCAAUGACCGGUACAGGUAUGCACUUUUUUAUGAUUAUUUUUAUACACACAAUGCAAGUGUAUUUUACUGCAUGAAUUAAAAGCUCUAGCUGACAUGGAUUCUAAGUACAUUAUUUACAGACUGUUACUAAACUUCUGUCUUUGGUGGUGUAAGUCUUAAGAUAGAUAUUGAUAGUAACUCUUUUAAUGUGUUAUUCUUCAUCUUCACAAUAAUUCAACUCUCAUGUUAAGUGUAUAAACAAAUUGAUGUCCACUUCAUGGACCAUUAUACUAUUUUAUCGUUCUGUGAGAGAGGAAUAGUUUGUAUGCUUUGCCAAAGACAUUCAUCAAUUUUUUUUUGAGGUUAUUAUUAGUUUGGGCUUUCUUUAUAAAUUUUCUUUCAUCCAAAAUAGAACUGAUAUAUGAAACAGAAACUUCAGCUAUAGAGAGAUGGGGAAACAGGAGAUGGCUUGUUUACAUUUAUGGAAUGAUAUUAACAAUUGAAUUCAAACUUGUUUACUGAUUUUUAAUAUAAGAGCUGAUUUCUGUAUCAUAGGCUUGUGCUAUCUGAUGGCAUUCAUGUCCUUACAUGUGAGUAUCAUAUUAUAUCAAUAAAUCAUCAUCAUCAUGCCCUUUACGCCUAACAGGCAUGUAGGGCAGCGACGUGUUCCCUCCACAUCUGGCGAUCCCUUGCCAUGAACUUGAUGCCCUCCCAGGUCUUCCCCAUCUCCUUUAUUUCCUUCUCAACUGUCCGUCGCCAUAUGAUCUUGGGGCGACCCCGCUUGCGUUUCCCUUCUGGCGUCCAAUGCAUAGCAGUUUUUGCAAUGGAAGCUUCUUGGCGGGUGACAUAGCCAAUCCACCUCCAGCGUCUCCUCAUCAGAAUGGUAGCCAUUGAUUCGGUUCCACACCGUUCAAAAAGAUCUUUGUUGGAAAUGACAUUAGGCCAAAAGAUGCGUAAAAUACGCCGAAGGCUUUUGGUGUGAAAAGUGGAGAGUUUUGAUAGAUCCUUCUCCGUUAAGCGCCAUUCUCCGUUAAGCGCCAACAUUCUGAGCCAUACAGGAGGGUUGUAAUGGUGCUGAUCAAUAAAUACUGUAGUACUAUACCCAUUUAAAUCAAAAUGAAGUUUUGCCUGUGCUUUAUAGUGUAUCUGUAAAACGGAUGUGAAACAUCUGUAUGACUGAAAUUAAUCUUGACUACCACUUAGGAAGAAAACAGAAAAGAACUCCAUUGAUUUUUGCUAUGGUGUAAAGCAUGGUUAACAACAGUUUUUUUUAUCAGAAACCCUAAGGUUAAUUAACACUCCUGCUUACCGCAGGGUAGAUAAGGGAAAUAUGUCAGUGAAGUGGCUGACUUACUGAUGCCAUCCUUUAAGUUUUGAGAAGCAUUAUAUAACUGCAUCUCUAUAUAUAACAAUGUCUAAUAUAGCAGUAUGUUGUUUUUAAAGCUGCUAUGCUGGCCACUCAACUAAAUGAGAUGGUGACUUCAGAACAAUUAGAAGUGAAAGCUGUUAUUCAGCUGAACAAGUACAUCUGUAAUGUUAUUCAAGAAACCAGGUAAAUAGAAAUUUGUUGAACAUAUUAUAUUACUUUGUAAACCUUCCUUUUGGCCUCACAUUAGCCUAUGCUUGACAGCAGAGUUAAUACACCUAGCUUUAGGUUAGUGUUGCUUCAGCUUUAGUGGAAGAUUUUUUAAAAGUGAAAGGAGACAAAACCACACUUGAACCAAUACAACAGAGCUUUGAAAUUAAUAUCAAAUAAAAAGGGAUUCUUGGGAAGACAUUUUAUUCACUUUAAGGUUAUUUUCAGGAAAGUGUUGAUUCUGAUGGAUGUGACUGUUAUUAAACCUGGAAGGGAAGUUCCUGGAAAGAUUGGAGAUCCCAAAAACUUAAAUGCAGAUCCUGGCAUUGAUCGCCAAAAUCCUCCACAAAAGAAUGGAAAUGGUGCUCCACAGAGUAUUCCAGGUAGAGUAACAAUACUGUCUUGUCUAACUUACAAAUUUUAGUAGUAUUCUAGCUUGCUGAAACUUAUGUAUUCAUUGUAGUUGAUGUUCAUGUGAUUAGCAAUGAUGUCAUUUCAAAAGGAAAAAAUGUACUUUUUCACUAAGGUGGUGUGAAAGCUGUAAUGACAAAUGGUAAACUAGCAGGUGGAACAUCCAGGGGUGCGGAACUGGCCUCUUCUACAUAUGGAAGGUAAUAUUAUAUGCCACAUAUGAUAAAAUGGAAAUGUUUAGUGCGGUCAAAGGGAAUUAACUAAAAGAACAUUUCUGGAGGAAUUAUGGUGCUUGAAGUCACAUGUUCAAGAGACCAAAUGAAGUAUUAAGUCUAGGAAGAGGCAAAUGUGUUUAUAUGCCAUAGUUUUAAUAUUUACUUUUUUUUUCAGUCACAAGCCACUUGCUUCAAGAGGCAAUAACAUCAGAUCUGUUUUUCCAAUAACAUCAUUGACACCAUAUCAGAACAGGUAGUACAAGAUUUUAAAAGACUCUUUUCUUCACCCACAGAAAUAUUUGGGUCAAACAAGACAUAUGCUGCCCAUUUUAAGAUGGCCUGAGCAUGUUUCAUGAUAGACGAUUAAAUUCUAGGGUCUUUCUUCUUUCCAACCUUUUUUCAAAAUAAAAUCAACUAAAAGCCACUGAUUCUGACCUGGACUGAGAUACAAUUUUGGUGAAAAUGUGUUACGGACAAAUUCAGGGGUUUUUUGAUCACUUUAUAAUGAAAAUGUUUUGGUUGCAGCUAAUUAAAACGAAGACCCCCAAAAGCUAAAACCUAAGGCCCAGAAAUGAGGACCUGAAAAUGAAUUAUUCAUUAUGAUCUUUUUAUUGUUUCUUGCUGGAAAUAUCAUAGUUUGGUUUUAAUCUGUCUAAUAGGGAUAAAGUAUAUGAUCAAACACCAGUUUUAAAUGAAAAGGCCCCAAAACAAAAACCCUAAAAUAAAGACCCUGGAUACAAAGACUUGAAAAUGAAGACCCAAACAGCUAAGACCCAAAAAUGAAGGCCCCCUUAUUUUCUUUAUUAUAGUGGUAAGACCUAAGAAAAAUCUAUCCAAAGCUUCCUCGGCUGAUGUGAAUUUUCACAUGGAGUUUAUUGCAUUCAAACUGCAGAAUAUCUCUGCAGUGGCCACCACUUGCUUUCUACCCAGAGGGUUUAGAAGCUUUGGCAACUGGAAUGGGCAGACAUUGUGCAAGAAGUUUUGCCAAAACCAAAUAAACACUGGAAAAAUUGAUUAAUUGGGCUAUAUGUUGUGCUAGACCAGCUUGUAUGAAUGAAGUGCAAUGCUGUAACACUGCCAGCCAGAUCGAAAGUUCACAUCAGCAAGCUCUGAUCUUUUUCCAUUAUAAGGAGGGUGGGAAAAGUUUGAAGGGCACUAUUUUUUUAAAAAAUUAAUUAAGAAAGUAACAAAUAGGAAAAGAAAAGAAAAUCAAGGGAUGUCUGGGUUAAAUGUAAUUGUUGGCAAUUUCACUUUCAUUUUGGUGAUUAAUGAUUACUUUGCAAACAAAGAGGUGGUUAAACUUUUCACUGGUUUUCUCUGGUGAAGCCGUAAAGUGUGACACGAACUUCCUGUCUCAAAAUCCUGAAGGGGUCUUCAUUUUUGGGUCUUUGUCUUUGGGUCUUGGGUCCUAGGUCGUAGGUCGUAGGUUGUAGCUCUUAGCUCUUAGCUCUUAGCUCUUAGCUCUUAGCUCUUAGCUCUUAGCUCUUAGCUCUUAGCUCUUAGCUCUUAGCUCUUAGCUCUUAGCUCUUAGCUCUUAGCUCUUAGCUCUUAGCUCUUAGCUCUUAGCUCUUAGCUCUUAGCUCUUAGCUCUUAGCUCUUAGCUCUUAGCUUAUUGGAGUCUUCAUUUUCCAUGCAACCAAAAUGCUUUUGAUCUUUUUUGUUAGCGUAAGUGCUCAAGGUCUCUCCUUUGUUUCUAUAUUCAUAAACUUAACAGAUGGACAAUUCGAGUACGUGUUACAAGCAAGCCAAAGGUCCGCACUUACAACAACUCCAGAGGAGAGGGCCGUGUCUUUAAUGUCGACCUUGUGGAUGAGUCGGUUUGUUAAAUAUGAACUAUUAUUUCAUGACUUGUUUUCCCUUUUAUCUUUAAGAUUCCUAAAGAGGUAUUUAUAGGAACUCAUCAUUUUUACCUUACCUGAUUUGUGUGCAUUUUUCAGGACAACUGUGGAUUAAAAGUUAAAUGAUGUGAUAUUUUUUGAAAUGGUAAUUAAAAACAGGGUAGUUUCAGAGAAGGAUUUGUGUGACCACUCAUUGAUGACACUAUCGUAACUACGAUUUUUUGGAAGCAUAGAAGUCUGGCAUUGUAAGGGACAGUUAUCUUCAGACUAACACACUUUUUUCAAUAUUCUUCAGGGAGAGAUCAGAGCCACUGGAUUCAAUGAAGCUGUUGACAAGUUUUAUGACUUGCUUGAACUUGACAAGGUAUGUAAACCUUGCUUUUACUUGCACAUUUGUCUCUAUUUAAUUAUUUAUAGUGGGCUAAGUUCAAAGCCUAUCUGCAACACUGUCAGUGGGGGCUGACCCUGGUUUCUUAGCUUAUAACUACUUUUUAGUUCAGCUCUAGUUUUAUGACACAAGUUUGUUGGAUUUGCUAACCUCUCGUUGUCAUAGGUUGAGAAGACCUGUGUUUAUGGAUGUUCUUAUUUUCUAAAUUUUUUCAUAAUACAGGUGUUUUAUAUCUCCAAAUGCUCUCUGAGAACUGCAAACAAGAAAUUCACAACCAUCAAGAAUGACUAUGAACUCUUUCUGAACAAUGAUAGUUUGAUAGAGCCAGUAAGUACAGAUAUCAUUGCAACCAUAGACUCUCCAUUCAGCAUGUUAUUGUAGAAAAAUGUGAUGAAAAUUAUUUUACCUGACUGAAUCAGUGGAUAGUUUCAAAACCAUCUUAGAAAUCGAUAGAAUAUACUCAGAUUGUAUUAACAUGACAGUUUGACACUGUUAAAUACUAGGCAUACAGCAACUGAGACAUAUUUCCACCAUUUUGCAUUUUUAUACUCUUGUUUAUUUCAUAACUUGCUGAUUUAGUGUGAUGAUACUUGUGACCUACCAACCAUGCAGUACAAUUUUGUUGACAUUGGUGACUUGGGAAAUUUUAAUGCAGAUGCACUUGUUGGUGAGUCAUAAUCUUUUACAUAUCUAUUAAUUUGUAACCCUUGAGGGCUGAAAUUAUUGCUUAGGGUUAGCAUGACAGUUAUAACAUGAUAACCACCUCUCAGGAACAUAAUUCCUUGUAUCUCCCAAUGGAAUCAUCACCCUCUGUCCACACUAUUUGGUGGUGAAAGAUGACUUUUUAAUCAUACCCAGAAGAGAGAGCAGACAAAAGGAGUAAGUGUUCAGCUUUAGCUGUUGAUAACAAAGCUUUAAGUACCUUGUUCUCAUUUCAUAUGAGAUCUAAAUGUAAUAAAAAACUGGUCCUCUACUAAUUUUAAUAACAAUUUGCAUAGAUAUUUUAGGUAUCGUGAUCAAUGCUGAUGAUGUCACACAAAUAACAACUAAAACAACUAACAGACAGGUUGGUUUUAGUUCCAUUUUUUUUUUUAAUUUUGGAACCUAAGAAUUUACUUUAGCUCUCUAAUUCUAUUUAAAAUAUUUUUAGGUUUCUAAGAGGGACAUUACUCUAUUGGACAGAUCAGAGAAGAGUGUGAGAGCAACUCUUUGGGGAGAAGAGGUAAUGACCCUGAGAUAUGAAUUUUCUAUGCUCCCUAUUUAAUCCAGGGAUGAACACAAUUUAAUGGAAUAAUAAGUCAAUAAUUACUCUUUAUGUUGUUAGAAACCUAAGUUAAGCAUGGUUUAACUGCUGAUUAUCAUCAUUAAGAUGUUAAAGGGCAAAGUAACUGUUAGUAGUAUAUUGGGACAGCCAUUUCUUAAACAUAAGGGAACUUUGAGAGUGGUGAGAGAGCACAGAAGCAGAAGAGUUAUGUAUCUUGUGUGUGUUACAUUAAAUCUUUUGCCUUGGAGCUUUUGUGGUGUACCUGUGUGGUGUACAACACUAUGUUAACCUUGCUUUGAUGUAUUCAGCAUGUGUUCUAUUUGUUAAGAUUCUUUGAUCCAACAAAAUAAUUCAUUUACCUUAUGAACUUUAAAUUCAAACCAACUUUUGGUAUCAGGACAAAAAUUUUUCUCAAAAUUAAUCUCUCUGCUAUUGGUUAACAGGCUGAGACGUUUGAUGAGUUUGUUGGAAAGUUUCCUGUUCUUGCCCUAAAAGGGGCAAAAGUCUCAGAUUUUGGAGGUAUGUAGAAAUUGAUGUUGAAUAAGUCAAGUCUAGGAGUUACCCUUUAUUUGGAGGAAGUUUUAAUCAUGAGCAUAGCCCCCCCCCCCCCCCCCCCCAUGCCUGCAACUAAUUGUAUUUAUUGUUCAGUGACAUUCCUUGAAAUCACUUUGUCAUAUUAACUUUUUCCAGGACGCUCCUUGUCAAUCUUGGGUUCAACAAAUAUGAGGAUAAACCCUAUGGACCUACAAGAGGCUCAUAGCUUGCGUGGAUGGUAACUUUUCAAGUUGUGUCAAUAUUUUGAAAACUUGUGCGGGUUUAAUUUUAACUAAUAUAUCUUUAUUUUGAUUUUUUACAGGUAUGAUAAUGUUGGUAAAGAUUCAAAUGUAGAGUCUCUCUCUGGGCUCAGAUCUGAUGGAGGAGGUUUGGGUUGCUGUUCUUUUUUUUUCUUGUAUUAUUUCAUUUAACUCUGAAAUUAUAUUGAGUCUUGAAAUGAUGAAGGAAACAGUAAGUUUGCUACAAAUAUUAAAGUUAGACUGCUACAGAAGGUUUAGCCAGUGAGUUCACCUACAGGAGAUCUUCUGUCGCAGGUUUAAAAUAUUGCAGGUAAUUUAGUGUUAACAACUGGGUUGAAAACAUAAAUUAGCCAUUGUAAAGGUUAAAAAAGCUGACGUUUCAAGCGUUAGCCCUUCGUCAGAGCGAUUAGAGGAAUUGUGGGUUGUGUGUGGAUUUAUAUGUAGAAAGUGGAGCUACGCCAUUGGUGGGAAUAUGGUGACAAGAUGGUAAACAGGUAUACUCUCACUAGAAACUUGGGGGUUCCCCUCAGGGAGGUGUGAUAUUACAACUAAAGUAGUUCUUUCACUUGUACUAUUAGGCUUUGCAUGAACACAAAUCAAAUAAUUGUGAAAUUAAAUUAAUGUCCUCCAAAACAAAAAUUAGAAAAGAAAACUAAAAACAAAAAUUUUUUUGUUGAUGUUUUCUUCCAUCAGGUUGUGGUUACAAAACCUUCUUUCAGAUGGAUCAUGAAAACCUUGGUAUGGGGGACAAGGUAACAAAGUACUUAGAGUGUUUGCUUCAUAUUUUAUUUGCAUGAUGAUGAAUUCAUAUUUGAAGGCUCAUAAAUAGUAAAUUUUGAUGAUGAAUGAGACUAUGGGUAACAUUUGAUCAUGCAUUGUGACUGAGGUAGCAUUGCAUAGAAAAUCACUGUUUUUGGUAGCAACCUCUGACAUUCCAACAACCUGACUGAACAUUACAUGUAGCAUCAUAGGGUGAUCAUAGUCAUUGAUAAUCUGAUCAGUUACUGCUCUGGCAAACUGUUGUUUCUAGUACUACUCUUACCUGGCCAAUCUCAUUUCAUGGUUAUUUCAUUCUUUGAUUAUGUUUGAUUUCUGCAGGCUGACUAUUUCACAUCAAAGGCCACUGUUUUGUACAUGAAGAAAGACAACUGUUUGUACAAGGUAAGAAAAAUAAUUACAAUUUGCUAUGUUUGUUUAAUUUCAUCUCUAAGCAAAGAACAAUUUUUCUUUAAGAACUUUCUUGAAGAAGGAAAAUUGAUACUUUGCUGAUUUUAAAAGUGUAAUUUCUAUCAUUGACAUGGUACUUUUGCAAGUUAUUUUAAAUCAUGUAGACCUGAGCAAUCCAAAUAAAUGAUUCCUCCUUUCAUUUCCUUGUGCCAGUAUAAACACCUUUCUUAUAUCCUUUGUGAAAGUAGAUGACAUCUUCUGUGAAAGUUUCUGUCUUUCCUCUUUAGGCAUGCCCUACUGCAGAAUGUAACAAGAAGGUUAUUGAUGAGGGAGAUGAUAAUUAUCGCUGUGAGAAGUGUAACAAGACCUACCCUAACUUCAAGUAUCGCUUGAUGUUAUUAGUGAGUUUUAUUUUAAGACUUUACUGAUGAUGCUUUCCUAUAAUCAUUGAGUUUUCUUGAUGUCAUGUUUUCAUCCCCACUCAGACAAACUUGGCUGAUUUCACUGGUAACCAUUGGGUUACCUGUUUCCAGGAAACAGCUGAGUUGCUUCUGAAAAUAACUGCAAAUGAACUGGGUCAGAUGCGAGACUCGGUGAGUAAGACAAGGUGUUUUGUUUUGUUUUGUUUUUUUCAAACACUAUUUUAAGACCACCAAAGGAUUGAUUGAAAGCAGAUUGCUCCAUUGUAUUCUUAAAGUGGUCCUUAUUUCAAUUUGAAUUUGCUAUAGAUGUCCUAGUUUUAGAUCUUUUGAACAAUGCCAUCUUGUGUAGAAAGACCUUUGUACAAUACUGUAUCUUAAAUGUAACAAGUUAUUAUUAUUAUUUUUUUUUGUUCUUUGAAGGGGGAUGAGCGUUCCUUUGAUCAAAUUUUCCAAGAGGCAAACUUCAAGACAUACAUUUUCAAGAUUCGAGCAAAGAUGGAGACAUACAAUGUAAGGGUGUUCCUUAAAAAUUUAGGCACAACUAGAACAUAUUGCAUUGCUGUGUUUGUUAUUGCUUUUCACUUAAAUGUAUUUGCUACCUAUAUUUCAAGUAUAAGUUCUUGGUGGCUUUUUGGUGAUUUUUAGAAAUACAUCCUCCUCUGUGCAAGAGUCCAUGCCAAAUCCUCAAAGGGGAGAGGCAGUAGAAAGAAUAAAAUUUUAUGGUUCACUUUUCAUCAAUUUGGAAAGAGAUCCUUUAAAUUCAAACACUUGAUAUAAUUAACACAUUUUUAUCAGUACUUAGGCAAUUCGUUUUAUUUUUUUGUUUUUGUUUUUUUUGAGGUUUCAUGAUUCAAUCACAGCAAGGUGACCUUGUCCUAAUUUUUUACAGGAUGAAACCCGGGUGAAAUGUACAGCUGCAGGAGUGUCUCCAUUGGAUAUCAUGCAAGAAGGCAAACGAAUGAUAGCUGAGAUCCAGAAGCUAAGAAUGUUGUGAGAGUACCCAACAUUUGUAGAAGUUCUGGUAACCCUUUGUGAGUUGAUAUUGGCUCAUUGUGAAAUGCUAUGUAAAAUAUAUAGAAUCUAAAACCAGGAGUCAGACUUGAAAACUGAGGUUAUGCUAUUCUUAUUCAAGGGAGUAGGUUAUUGUAAAUGUUGUGUUGGUGUGAAAAUCCUAAGUGCUUGAAACAUGUUCUCACUCCCUCUUGUAUUCCAUUCAGGGAAAAAAAUUAUGUAACUUAGAGGAAAAGGGGAUAUCUUUCUUCAAGACUUAUUUUUGUUUUUUAAUUUUUUCUGUAUUUGUAAUCCCUAUGUGUAGUUGUUCAGAUGGUAAUUAUAGAAAUUGUUGUAUUAAUUGUCUGGUUCAUUAUAAUUAUAAUAAAUGAAGCUCAUUGGUUUUGAUUUCAUUACUGC
Pocillopora meandrina is the source of this 10526-nucleotide messenger RNA. The record is from the annotation of a GenBank genome assembly. Lineage: Eukaryota; Metazoa; Cnidaria; Anthozoa; Scleractinia; Pocilloporidae.